AAUAAUAUAAAUACACAAAAAGUCCCCAGCGUAGCACACCUCAUCUUUCAGAAUAUAUACACACAGACUAUUCUAUAUUUCUAUUCUAUACAUACGAAAUGGCGAUGGCGAGUAUCGCUCGACGCAAAGCGACGUCGCUUCUCUCCGGCCAGACUUCCGGCGUGUUCCGCUACUCUCUCUCGCUCUCCUCUUUCUCUAGAAGCUUCGCUUCUGGAUCUGACGAGAACGACGUCGUCGUCAUCGGCGGCGGCCCCGGCGGCUACGUCGCGGCGAUUAAGGCGGCGCAGUUAGGGUUUAAAACGACGUGUAUUGAGAAACGAGGGACUCUUGGUGGUACUUGUCUUAAUGUUGGAUGUAUUCCUUCUAAGGCCCUGCUUCAUUCCUCACAUAUGUAUCAUGAAGCCCAGCAUUCAUUUGCCAAUCAUGGCGUGAAGUUUGCUUCUGUUGAGGUUGAUCUACCUGCAAUGAUGGCCCAAAAAGAUAAAUCUGUGUCUGGCCUAACAAAAGGUAUCGAGGGUCUUUUCAAGAAAAACAAGGUAAACUAUGUUAAAGGUUAUGGCAAGUUUAUCUCUCCUUCCGAGAUAUCUGUAGACACCAUUGAAGGUGGAAAUACUAUAGUAAAAGGCAAACAUAUAAUUAUUGCCACCGGGUCUGAUGUUAAAAGUCUACCUGGUGUCACAAUUGAUGAAAAAAAAAUUGUGUCAUCAACGGGAGCUUUAUCAUUGCCAGAAAUUCCUAAGAAACUCAUAGUGAUUGGUGCUGGCUAUAUUGGUCUUGAAAUGGGAUCUGUGUGGGCCCGUCUUGGGUCGGAAGUCACUGUUGUUGAAUAUGCACCAGAAAUUGUUCCCUCAAUGGAUGGUGAGGUUCGCAAGCAAUUUAAACGUACGCUCGAGAAGCAAAAGAUGAAAUUUAAACUCACAACCAAGGUAGUGUCGAUUGACACAUCCAGUAGUGGUGUGAAAUUGACCCUUGAACCAGCAGCUGGCGGUGAACAGAGCAUUCUUGAAGCUGAUGUUGUCCUUAUUUCUGCUGGUAGAACCCCGUUCACUGCUGGACUUGGAUUGGACAAAAUUGGAGUUGAAACUGACAAGAUGGGUAGAAUUCCAGUUAAUGAACGUUUUGCUACAAACGUUCCAGGAGUUUAUGCUAUUGGCGAUGUUGUCCCUGGCCCAAUGUUGGCUCACAAGGCUGAAGAGGACGGGGUUGCAUGCGUGGAAUUCCUUGCUGGAAAAGAAGCUCACGUGGACUAUGACUUGGUACCUGGUGUUGUUUAUACACACCCUGAAGUGGCUUCUAUUGGGAAGACCGAGGAGCAGGUUAAGGCAACAGGGGUCAAGUACGUUGUUGGCAAAUUUCCUUUAAUGGCAAACAGCAGGGCUAAAGCAAUUGAUGAUGCAGAUGGUUUAGUCAAAAUUAUAGCUGAGAAGGAGACUGACAAGAUAUUAGGCGUCCACAUCAUGGCACCAAAUGCUGGGGAACUUAUUCAUGAAGCAGUGCUGGCAAUGCAGUAUGGAGCAUCAAGUGAGGAUAUUGCACGCACGUGUCACGCACAUCCAACAAUGUCCGAGGCCUUGAAGGAGGCUGCUAUGGCCACUUAUGACAAGCCAAUUCAUAUGUAAAAGAUGUGGUAAUUGGUCUAUCAUUGUUUUUCUUUUUAUAGCAUCUCUCUUGCAAAGGUCUAAAAUAACUCAAAACAAGAUUGCUGAUUUGUAGUUCUGAUUACGACCUUCUAUAUAAAGGUUUUGUGAACUGGAACUAGUUUCCAUUUUUUUCCUUGAACCUCAUACUAAAUUUUUUGUUGUUCAUUAUCUGCAUAUGAAUAUGCUUAAUAACAAGUACCAGGCAAUUGUACCUCUGCUGAUA
Molecule: messenger RNA, 1863 nt
Organism: Daucus carota subsp. sativus
Lineage: Eukaryota; Viridiplantae; Streptophyta; Magnoliopsida; Apiales; Apiaceae
Product: dihydrolipoyl dehydrogenase, mitochondrial
Exons: 2
Coding region: 99-1619 (506 amino acids)
Cellular component (GO): oxoglutarate dehydrogenase complex; mitochondrion
Molecular function (GO): flavin adenine dinucleotide binding; dihydrolipoyl dehydrogenase (NADH) activity
Source: RefSeq, a predicted model, not a curated record